AGAUCUAGUAAAACUGUUCCUCAUUGCAAACACCUUUACCAAAAUUCUGCAUGCAAAGUUACAAAUUCUUUACAAAUGGCUAACUUCAUUGAACUUUUAAGAUAUUUGCUAGACAUGGAUGAAUUCAUUAAUAACUUGUACGAUCCAGAUUUUAUGAGACGCACGAGCACUGACGAUAUUAUUGUAUCGCAUAUAUUGGCAGGAGACUAUAUGCCGUUCUUCUACGAAUGGUUUGCUGAUCAUGGUCCUUACAACAACAAUGAUGAUAUGAUUAGAUCCCUUUUUAAAACAUAUCUCACGGACCUUGAAGAAGAAAUUGUUCUUAGAAAUAAUUGGAUCACAG
Messenger RNA from Racocetra persica, 343 nucleotides. The record is from the annotation of a GenBank genome assembly. NCBI's taxonomy places the organism in Eukaryota, Fungi, Glomeromycota, Glomeromycetes, Diversisporales, Gigasporaceae.